Molecule: messenger RNA, 3396 nt
Organism: Leopardus geoffroyi (Geoffroy's cat)
Lineage: Eukaryota; Metazoa; Chordata; Mammalia; Carnivora; Felidae
Gene: UROS
Product: uroporphyrinogen III synthase
Exons: 8
Coding region: 870-1454 (194 amino acids)
Biological process (GO): uroporphyrinogen III biosynthetic process
Molecular function (GO): uroporphyrinogen-III synthase activity
Source: RefSeq, a predicted model, not a curated record
CUGCUCUGGCUCCCAGACCCCGGCGGCGCCGCUGGUGCCUCGCGGCCGCGCACAGGCCGUUUCCAUGGCAGCAGAGGCCACGCGGUGAGGGGGCCUCCCACCCGGCUCCCAGCUCCCACAGCUGCAUCUCCGGCUCCUUGGCACCGCGAGAUACCGCCCCCGACGGGGCGCCCGCCGAGUGCCCCAGCCCCUAGCCUUUCGGGCCUCUGCAGCCCGGCGAGAAAAGGAGACACCAGCGGUCUCUCUCUGUGCACAGAGGAAAGACCACGUGAGCACGGCCAGGAGGCACUCGCCCCUAAGCCGGGAAGAGAGCUCUCACCAGGAACCAACCGUGAGAACACCUUGAUCUUGGACUCCCAGCCUCCAGAACUAUGAGCAAAUAAAUGUCUGCUGUUUCGCCCCCCAAGUCUUUGGAAUUCCGGUAUCGAUGGGAUUCCACUCUGCAGAGGUGUCUUCCUUCUCCUUUGCUAGGGUCUCCCCUGCCCACUGCCCAACUUGACCUGGCAUUGCCUGGGUGCUGGACGGCUUGACCUGGGCCUCCUUCCCCCGUCACCCAGGUCCCGAGACUUCAGAAGACUCCCUCUACACACUGACACCGCCCAAAUCCCUGUCCUUUGACCCGACUCCCCCCUGAGCCCAAAUUGCCUACCCAGUUUCUCCAUUUGGGCAUUUGGUGCCACGACUCUCCGACUCAUUUACCACUGCAGCGGACCUAGUAAAUGCUAACAUUCGUACAGCACAUCGUGGUAAACAGAUGAGGUGUACAGUUCCCAGGUAAAGGCGGCCGGCCCUGGCUGGGGCUGCCGUGGUUCUGGCUGCCCUGGGCCCCACCAGCUGCCCCAGGGGCCGAGAGGACCAAGCCCGCAGGCAUGCCUGUAAGCCGUUCACAGCACACGAACGAACGGGCUGAGGCGCACGGGUGUGGAACGGGCAUCCUCAAACACGCACCCUGUAAGGAUUGCCAGGCGAUAAUGAAGGUUCUUUUACUAAAAGACCCUAAGGAGGAUGACUGUGGCCAAGAUCCAUAUAUCAGGGAACUAGGAUUAUAUGGACUUGAAGCCACUCUGAUCCCUGUUUUAUCAUUUGAGUUUUUGUCUCUUUCCAGUUUUUCUGAGAAGCUGUCUCAUCCUGAAGGCUACGGGGGCCUCAUUUUUACCAGCCCCAGAGCAGUGGAAGCAGUGGGACUGUGUUUGGAGAAAGACAAUAAAACUGAAGUCUGGAAACACUCUCUGAAAGAAAAGUGGAAUGCUAAGUCAGUGUACGUGGUCGGAAGUGCUACCUCUUCUCUAGUGAAUAAAAUCGGCCUGGACACAGAAGGAGAGAGCUGUGGAAAUGCAGAAAAGCUCGCAGAAUACAUUUGUUCCAGGGCUGCUUCCUUCUCUGAAUUCCCCUCCUCAGAGCGGCCCCCACCCCCACGAGCACGUCCCCGGACGGCGUGUGGCCGCCGUUUGUAGGUGUCGCUGGUUGCAGACAUGUUGCGUUUCCGUGAGGGCUUCACCCUUCAUGGAAGUAAAGCUUCGGGGGAACUUGGAGCGAGAGGGGCGGGAAGGUUAAGGGGUGCCCGCAGAGCAGUCCUCCUCGCCAUCUCCCCCACCCCCCAGCCUAACCCAGCUGCAGACACUUGCCCUUGCGCCCUUGUCGCCCCCUCCCCAUCGGUAAAAGCGGGUCGAAUAAGCACCCCACGUCACGGGCCCAGCACGACGACGUAUUAGGUACGCAGAGACAACACGUCCAAGAUGCCAGCGUGGUGGCCCCCCGGGGGCCAGGGAGCAGGGCAGCAGGACCGAGGGUGCUCCCUUCCUCUCCGGUCGCAGCCACCCCAGCCCUGCUCUUCCCUUUAGUUUGGUGAGGUCUAAGUUUGGAGAAACACUCUUCUUACUAAAGGAGUGUGUUUCCCAGACACUCCCAAAAGCCCUGGGGACAAUGGGCGUGACCCUAAGCCAGUGACCCUUUGGGCCCAAGCCCGGUCGAAGCAGGUGCUGGCCUGGGCCGGGGAGGAGGACCGGGCACCCAGCACUGUGUUCCUGUCCCAGGGCAGCACCUCCGGGCCUCCUGCCUCGGGUCUGGGAUCCACCAUGCCACCCGAACCGCGGUGCCUCGGGGACUCUCAGACACGACAGUCGAGGGCCCACGACUCUAGUGGCCGGUCCCAUGGCUGCUCCCGGCACGUUGUCCCGUCCAGCCUCCUGCACAACCCUCCCACCUCUGCUUGUCCCCCCCUCCCCCGACGGUGCUGCCCGCGGACGUCCCGUCCCUCGUGUAGUUCCCGUUAAGCACAGCCCCUCACGACAGGGCUGCCAUAGGCUGUGCUCCUUCUACACAUUACUGUCCCAAAGACCCUGACCCUCUUUCGGGCACCCGCUCACUGUACACAUGCCAUUCGUAUCUCCUCUGUCAUUUAACCCGCUCCGGCCUUGUGAGGGUCGCUGGUCUGUGUCGCCUCCUCCCUGGUGCCCCCCAGCCCCGCAAAGGGCCCGGCACACAGGUGUUCCCAUGCGGCAUUUGCCGAAUGCUGUCAGACUGUUCCAGCUUGACGGGAGGGCACGUGGAGGGUGAGGCAGGGGAGGGCUUGGCCAAUGCCGGCCGGCCUGUCGGGGCUGAGAAGCCCUUUAGCAUCAGCAUGGGCGUGCCGCUGCCCACCGCUGCCCAGCCAGGUGUUGAAACAGCAGCGGGAAUUAUGCCGGGGGUCCAAGGGUGAGCACGGUCCCGGGCACCUCGGGGUCCUCAGGCCCAUGGCACUGUUUCGAGGGUCACUGAGCCUCACCUCUUCUGGGGCGAGAAGAAUGUCACGACUGGGUUCUUCCCCCAGCCGUUCUUAGUGUGGGUGCACAUGUUCCAGAAAGAUCCAACUCCAGGCUUUUUAUUUCUGAUGUUUUCAGGGGAUAAUGGUCACCAUUAAGUGGUAACCGAGCCCUUCUAAUGUCUUCAUGUAGAAAUCACUGUGAACGGUAGCUCUUGGCAUUCCCCGUGGAAUCAAGUGCCUUGGUUAAGAAGACUCAUGAUGGGUUCUGUGGGUGGCACGACAAUUACUCCUUAACGGAACAGGUGGCUGCCGCCUGCUCCCAGGGCAGACGAUCUGGCCGUCCUCAUAGCUGAUGCACUAGUUCUGGAAAGAGACGGAGGGAAAUUGAGUCAUUCUUCAUCAUCAGGUGCAAAGCCAUCAAGCUGGUGUUCCUUGCUCUGCAUACACAAGGCAGGAAGGAUCCGUGUCACUUCUGAGAUAUCACACUGGUGUUUCAAUUAACUGCCUCACGGCGUGAGGGUAGAUAGGAGCCUACUCUGCCCUUAUCUCAGCAGACACGGCUCCACACUCUUUGCAAAGCCUUUGUGACUUCUCAUUCAUUACUGGCAUGCCUGUGUGUCCUAAUAAAUUUUUAAUUCGCAAUUAGAAUACCA